Xenia sp. Carnegie-2017 is the source of this 1987-nucleotide messenger RNA. RefSeq lists its product as uncharacterized. Gene Ontology annotation, molecular function: G-protein alpha-subunit binding. Gene Ontology annotation, biological process: regulation of signal transduction. Bases 359 to 1987 code for a protein of 542 amino acids. The transcript has 4 exons. The record is from RefSeq and is a predicted model, not a curated record. NCBI's taxonomy places the organism in Eukaryota, Metazoa, Cnidaria, Anthozoa, Malacalcyonacea, Xeniidae.
UCCAUUGAUAGUAUGAAACAGGACUGCUAAAGUUUUUGCUUUAAUGGUUAAACUGUGGAAGAAGCUUAUGAAACAAAAUGAUUUUGCAUCUGAUUUAGGCAAAUUAUUUCGAGAGAAUCACUGGAAAUAUCUCACGGGCAAAAACAUUCAUUACUGAAAUGAAGAAAUGUGGAAACAUCUCACGAGGAAAAACAUUCAUUACUGAAAUGAAGACAUGUGGAAAUAUCUUACGAGGAAAAACAUUCAUUACUGAAAUGAAGACAUGUGGAAAUAUCUCACGAGGAAAAACAUUCAUUACUGAAAUGAAGACUUGUGGAAACAUCUCACGAGGAAAAACAUUCAUUACUGAAAUGAAGACAUGUGGAAAUAUCUCACGAGGAAAACAUUCAUUACUGAAAUGAAGACAUGUGGAAAUAUCUCACGAGGAAAAACAUUCAUUACUGAAAUGAAGACUUGUGGAAAUAUCUCACGAGGAAAAACAUUCAUUACUGAAAUGAAGACUUGUGGAAAUAUCUCACGAGGAAAAACAUUCAUUACUGAAAUGAAGACUUGUGGAAAUAUCUCACGAGGAAAAACAUUCAUUACUGAAAUGAAGACUUGUGGAAACAUCUCACGAGGAAAAACAUUCAUUACUGAAAUGAAAACAUGUGGAAACAUCUCACGAGGAAAAACAUUCAUUACUGAAAUGAAGAAAUGUGGAAUUUCUUCUAAAGAAAGUUUCAACAGUCAUUUAGACGACCAGUUUAGAAGUACGAGUCCCUCAAGCACAGAGAAACAAUCUUACAAAAGAAACGACAAAACAAGCGGUGACGUCAUCAUAGGUGCGGACGUCAUCAUAGGGGCUGACGUCAGAACUAUUGACGUAAGAGAAGAUGUUUACGGUGCUUCAAAUGAUGAAGUGCUAACAUCAAAUGUCUCGGGUAACAGUAAUAAAGGAAAAGGAUUUGAUGAAGAAGAAAAGUCCAAGAAUGAAUAUUCAGAUGACUUUGUUGAGCUUAAAAAUGAUGAAUUGGUAAAGAAAAGAAACGAUGGAGAUUGUUUCUUGCAUAAUAGAACAAGCUCCAUGGAUUCUUUGCAAUAUAACGGUAUUUCAGUGGAAAGCGAUCGAAAAAUCAAUGAUAACGACGUUAAAAGGAAGGCCUUGCUUUCAUCAAAAACAGCCAUGGACAAGUUCAAAGACUUCCUUGUCGACACUAAAGGCGAAAGUUUGCUUCUGCUUUGGCUGCAAAUUGAGUAUUGGAAACAUAUUAAAAAUAGCGAAGAAAGAAAAAGAUACGUUCAGGAAAUGAAACAACAAUAUGGUUCACCAUUGGAGUUACCACGUAAGAUAAAGAAAGACAUGUUAUCAGGAUUAGCUGAAGAUAUGAAUGAAGCACAGAGAAUCGUUGAAGAACCAUUGUUAAACUAUUGGUGUAAAAGGUUCACGUUGCAUGAAGUAAAUAUUUCGAAAAAAGUUCAUUCAUCUUCAAAAAUGUCCCCAUCAAUACACAUUUGUACACCGAUACAUAUUUCACCAUAUCCCACCAACGCUCAAUACAUCCCUAGACCACAUCCAUACAAAACACCACAAUCCCUCAACGCUCAAUACAUCCACAGACCACACCCAUACAACACACCACAAUCUCUCAACGCUCAAUACAUCCCUAGACCACACACAUACAACACAACACAAUCCCGUAUAGUGAGUUAUUCCAGCAGUAGUUCACAUUGGGAAAGCAACAUGUCAUUACAACACGUGAGUCGCACGUGCAACAAAUGGAAACCGACCCACCUGAGAUCAAAGUCAGCACGUGGACGCAAAGUGACGACGCCUUAUCACACGAACGCUGGGAAGCGACAGUUUGAGGUGACGGAUGAUGUGAUUUCUACGAUCUACGCAACAUCAGAUAAGGAAGAAUUCGGAUUUCAAAAACGACCAAUCAGCGCGUUUCCAAGAUGUUGUGACGUGGAAUAUUUUUCACCAAUCAGACUUGUCAUUGCACUUUGA